Messenger RNA from Gracilinanus agilis (Agile Gracile Mouse Opossum), 945 nucleotides. RefSeq names its product chromosome 4 C6orf58 homolog (gene C4H6orf58). The record is from RefSeq and is a predicted model, not a curated record. Lineage: Eukaryota; Metazoa; Chordata; Mammalia; Didelphimorphia; Didelphidae. The transcript has 5 exons.
AUGACAUUCUUGCUACCUUCCCUGCUUUGUGCCUUAGCUGGUUAUGUUUCUGCUUUUUCAGGAGAAACUUCAAAUUCCAUAGAUCUUUAUCCUCCACUUUGGGAAGAAAGUCCUGGCCAGAUCAGUGACUAUAACAUAGAGAAUGGGGUAUACACCAUUAAUCCAUGGCUAUAUCCUGAAAGAAUGGGUUUAUACAAAAUCUUAGUUACCUCAACACAGAAAUAUUUUGAAAGAUUUUCACGAAAUAAUGAAAAAAACUUUUUAUUUGGAUUACCUCUGCAACAUGGAUGGCAAUUUGAAACAGGCAGAUUAGCUGACCCUACCAAAAAGACUAACUGUGGAAGAGAGGGAGACCCUCUGUGCAUUUCUGUGGACAACUGGUGGGCCCGUGCGAAUUAUUAUCUUUCUGCAAUACCUUUCCUUGCUGCAGUUGAAGCUGGAGUGAUAGGAAUCCCUUCAAACCAAGUGAUACUCUCGCCACCACCAAAGGACCAGCAAUAUUUUUGUUAUGAUGUUGCUUCUUGUCAGUCAUCCUUCCCAAAUAUUAUGGCAAAAUGGAAUAUAUUUUAUCAGCAAAUGAAAGAACCUUCUGAAAGCUUUGACGACUUGCUAAAAUACUUAUGGGACGCACAUGAUGAAACCAUUGAUCUGUCUAAAUCUCUAUCUCUAAAUGAUAACUUUUAAUGUUUUUCUUUUAGAUAUAAAAUUUUCCCCAAACCUGAGGCAGAGUUUUCAAAAAGUUGGGAAAAUGCUGUGCAUUACCUUGCAGCAAUGCGCUUUGAAACCACCUUGAACAGAACUAAUGAAUUCCAGAAAGCUCUGCCCCAAAGAGUACUCCAGGAAAAUGAUAAUGCCCCAUUCAUUAAGGAUUUUACAGCUUCUCAAAAUAGGAUCUUGUAUUAUGUUAAUCUUCUAAACAAAGUGGAUAACUUUUCAAGUAAGUAG